Messenger RNA from Glycine soja, 2953 nucleotides. RefSeq names its product mitogen-activated protein kinase homolog MMK2-like. The transcript is spliced from 6 exons. The record is from RefSeq and is a predicted model, not a curated record. NCBI's taxonomy places the organism in Eukaryota, Viridiplantae, Streptophyta, Magnoliopsida, Fabales, Fabaceae. Gene Ontology annotation, biological process: intracellular signal transduction; protein phosphorylation. Gene Ontology annotation, cellular component: cytoplasm; nucleus. Gene Ontology annotation, molecular function: ATP binding; MAP kinase activity. The coding region runs from base 1479 to 2624 and encodes 381 amino acids.
AUUUUGGUUUAUAAAAGGAAUAUGUAAGAUUUAGUAUCUUUCCCUUAACCGCACUAUCUCCUUUAGUUUCUUAUACGGUUAUAUAAAUGGAAGGAUGUCAAAGUAAUGUCUAAAGAGAAAGAGUAUUGAAGGUAAUUUCAUUAAACUUCAGAAGAUGUGUGUGGGCGUUGUUUACCCUGUUAAUUAUACUCCAUCUCUUCUUCGUUAGACUACUGCAGGCUCAGUUUCCAUUUUUUGCUGCUACAUACCAUGAAUUCUGUACAACUUACGUUUGACAUGUAAAAUUUGCAGGAGCUAAGUUUUUCUGCCGUGAACAUAGAUCAGAUCCAUGGUAGUGGUACUCAGCUUAUAACUCUCUAUGAUCUCGUCCACCACUUGCACAAAGAAUGGCUGAAUCUGAUAUAUUAUGAAGCAAGUCAAACGCUGAUCUUCCAUGUCAGCUUUCCAUUUGCGCUUAAAAUUCCUUGCUUCAAGUAUUCAACUAGCAAAAGUUGCAUUUGUGUAUUCAUAUUUGACACACGUAUUGCAAAUUGAAGCACAACACUUUGAGUCGACGAUUCAAAUCCUCUCAUACACCACCCUACACCACAUCACAGAUACAUACGUACUAAAUGAAUUAUGAAAACAUUUCACAUAAUAGAAGAAUUGAUUUCAAACAAAGAAGGAAGCAAAAGAAGUUUCUUGAGAGGUAUGCACGAUGUGUCUCAGGAUACUUGUGCACACUUUAUCAUGUUGCGUUGGCCUAAGCAAUCACAGAAGUUUCGAGCUAGAAUCACAUUUUUUAUAACUAACCCUUUUCAUUUCAUGUUCAGUUAGUUCAUCCAUUUUUUUUUCUCAUCUUAUCUUUCCAUACCAUAAAGUGCAAUACGUGGUGUACUUUCAACCACGGCACACGUUUAACCAUGCAAACUAUAUCACAUGCAAUUCGUGAACUCUAAAUGGGACGUGGUUCUGAGGUGUACCUAAAAAGGGAAAGAAGCCUAGUUAAUUUGUACUUUCUAGUGGUGUAACGAUGCAUGAAUGCAAGAAAAUUAGCAAACAUCUCGUGACAAAUCCCAUGCUUUUAGAGAUCACGUUACACUUAGGGCUUUUACAGGUGGAAUGAUCAAUAGCCAAGUAGUAAGCUCAUGAUCUGGAAAACGCCAUUUUAAGAUUUUUAUUAAAAGCUUUCAUUAUUAAAACACACUUAUCCUACAACUACUUUUUCCUUUUUGAUAUGUUCUACAACCACUUUAUUUGUAUGUGUCAAAAUUAUCUUAUAACAGAUGCAUGUUUGGUCUAUGAACAUAGUAUCUCUAUAUUUUUUUUUUAUACUAAUUGGGUGGAAGGUAGUAGUAUUUACACGUACGUUCCCAUCAUCAACUAGUAAACUCAGCCAGUGAAAAAUGCUAUUUGCUGUUUGCUAUUGGGUAGCUUAGCUUUUGUAAUUUUGAUUAGAAAGGUUAAGACCCUUUGCUCUUUGAGUUUCAACCUUGAACAUGACCACAAAAGGGUCAAGCUCUUCUGCCGCUUCUUCAGCUUCGGGGGAUGCUAAAAUCAAAAGGGUUCUCACCCAUGGUGGUAAAUACGCACAUUACAAUGUGUAUGGAAACUUGUUCGAGGUGUCUUCCAAGUAUGUGCCUCCUAUUCGCCCUAUUGGUAGAGGCGUUAAUGGCAUAGUCUGUGCUGCUUUUAAUUCCGAAACACACGAACAAGUUGCAAUCAAGAAGAUCGGUAACGCAUUUGACAAUAUAAUUGAUGCUAAGAGAACAUUGAGAGAAAUCAAGCUCCUUCGUCACAUGGACCAUGGAAAUAUUAUUGCCAUCAAGGAUAUCAUACGACCCCCCAAAAAGGAAACCUUCAAUGAUGUGUACAUUGUUUAUGAAUUGAUGGACACUGAUCUUCACCAUAUAAUUCAUUCUGACCAACCUCUUAGCGAAGAACAUUGUCAGUACUUCUUAUACCAGCUGUUACGGGGGUUGAAAUAUGUGCACUCGGCUAAUGUUUUACACCGUGACCUUAAGCCCAGUAACUUACUAAUGAAUGCAAACUGCGACCUUAAAAUUGGGGACUUUGGUUUGGCAAGGACUACAUCUGAAACGGAUUUCAUGACAGAGUAUGUUGUCACACGAUGGUACCGUGCCCCAGAAUUGCUCCUUAAUUGUUCUGAGUAUACCUCUGCAAUUGAUGUUUGGUCUGUUGGGUGCAUACUUGGUGAAAUUAUGACCAGAGAACCCUUGUUUCCUGGCAAAGACUAUGUUCACCAGCUCAGGCUUAUAACGGAGUUAUUAGGUUCACCUGAUGAUGCAAGCCUUGAAUUUCUCCGAAGUGAUAAUGCCAGAAGAUAUAUUAGACAGCUUCCACAGUACCGGAAGCAAAAAUUCUCGGCCAGAUUCCCUAACAUGUUGCCUGAGGCAUUGGACCUGUUAGAAAAGAUGCUGAUCUUUGAUCCAAACAAACGCAUUACUGUUGAUGAGGCACUAUGUCACCCAUAUCUUUCAUCACUCCACAACAUCAAUGAUGAGCCAGUCUGUCCCAGGCCAUUCAGUUUUGAUUUUGAUCAGCCAACGUGUGCUGAAGAGCACGUGAAGGAGCUCAUUUGGAAGGAAUCAGUGAAGUUCAAUCCAGAUCCACCAUGCCAGUAAUUCUUUCUUAUUUGUAUAAAUGUAACGAGAUAAACCUCUUUCCCCUUAAAUAUAUUGCCUGUGCAUCCGCCAGAUGAUUUGCUAGAGACAAAUUGAAGUUCUCUUCCUUGUAAUCUUGUUCUAGACCAACAAGGAUAUGGAAACAAAUUUCUCCUGGAAAAUGGGUAAACGUUAGAAAUCCAGUUGGACAGGCCUUUAUAAGAGUAAUAAAAAAGCUGUGUUGUAUUGUGCUCGCUCAAGUUUGCUUUGGGAGGAAUAGGGUGUCACAGAGCCUCUCUCUUAUUUCAUGACAAUUAUCUUUUAAUGUCACUUUCCAGCUUUAGUGUUUA